Molecule: messenger RNA, 1268 nt
Organism: Neoarius graeffei (lesser salmon catfish)
Lineage: Eukaryota; Metazoa; Chordata; Actinopteri; Siluriformes; Ariidae
Gene: vps26c
Product: VPS26 endosomal protein sorting factor C
Exons: 8
Coding region: 49-942 (297 amino acids)
Biological process (GO): intracellular protein transport
Cellular component (GO): endosome
Source: RefSeq, a predicted model, not a curated record
UCCGAUAAUCCGGAAGAGACGCUGCAGGAAACACUAGUGUUUGAGAAAAUGAGUGCUAGCUUGGAUUUAAGGCUGAAGCGUGCGAACAAAGUGUAUCAUGAAGGGGAGGUCCUGGCUGGAGUGGUGGUGAUCACCAGUAAGGAAGCUGUGCAGCAUCAGGGAAUCACCCUCACCAUGGAGGGUCUUGUUAACUUGCAGCUCAGCUCCAAGAGCGUUGGAGUCUUUGAAGCUUUUUACAACUCGGUCAAGCCCAUUCAGCUGAUCAGCAGUAACAUCGAAGUAGCCAAACCAGGCAAGGUGCCAGGAGGCAAAACUGAAAUCCCCUUUGAGUUUCCGCUGCAAGCGAAAGGAAAUAAAGUGCUGUAUGAGACCUACCAUGGUGUUUUUGUCAACAUUCAGUAUACUCUCCGCUGUGAUAUGAAGCGCCCUCUGCUGGCAAAAGACUUGAGCAAGACCUCUGAAUUCAUGGUCCAUUGUCAGCCACAGAAAUCCAAAGUGCAGCUGACGCCGGUUGAUUUCACCAUCACGCCAGAGACACUGCAGAACGUGAGAGAGAAGAGUUCUCUCCCAAAAUUCCUGAUCAGAGGCCACCUCGACGCCACGAACUGCGUGAUCACACAGCCGCUCACAGGGGAGCUGGUGGUGGAGAGUUCAGAGGUCGGCAUCAAAAGCAUCGAGCUACAGCUAGUGCGGGUUGAGACAUGCGGCUGUGCUGAAGGCUAUGCCAGAGAUGCGACAGAGAUUCAGAACAUCCAGAUAGCAGAGGGAGAUGUGUGUCAUGGCCUCCCCAUCCCUAUAUACAUGGUCUUCCCCAGGCUGUUCACGUGCCCUACACUCGAAACAACAAACUUUAAAGUUGAGUUCGAGGUGAACGUGGUGAUUGUUUUUCACGAUGAUCAUUUAAUAACGGAGAACUUCCCGUUGAAGCUGUGCCGAGUAUGAGAUCAUUGCCUGCAGAUUCAUUGAUGUUUUCUGGAAGACUCGAGGUGUGGCCUUAUAACUGUUUAAGUGCCAGUCAGGAACCAACAGAACGGCUUGUGUUCUAUACAGAGACUGACCUAAUUAUUACACACAGGUUUUUUUUUUUCGCCCCUCACCAGUUCAGAUUGAGUGAGUUACUGGAAUCGUUGUUGAAAAGCUAGCACAGUUCUUCUUCCCUUUUCUUAUUUUUCCAUGACUGGGUAUUUCAGGACACCUAGUGCUCAUGUAGAAUGCUUUCUCAAUUUCCCCCCUCAUUUGAGCAUUUAAUAAAACAUCGUGUGCAGUAA